Molecule: messenger RNA, 1531 nt
Organism: Dermacentor andersoni
Lineage: Eukaryota; Metazoa; Arthropoda; Arachnida; Ixodida; Ixodidae
Gene: Nipsnap
Product: protein nipsnap
Cellular component (GO): mitochondrion
Source: RefSeq, a predicted model, not a curated record
UCUUUGCGGCGAGACUUCGCGAGAACUUUGGGUGGCCGAGAACGUGAAAUGGGAAGAUGGCGAGUCUGUGCCGAAUCAAGUGCUUUCUAGCGCCUUCGUCUCUGUCGCUAGGAUCCCAUAUUGCAAGGGCGCUGAGUACGAGCUCGUGCCGGCAAGUGAACAGCUCCGAAGGAUGGCUGAGCAAGCUGCUGCACGUGCGGAAGAUCGAGCCCGGCAAGGAUUCCCACUCCCGACUCCUGUCUGACACUGAAGUCGUUUACGAAUUGCAGAUUCACGAUGUCAAGCCGGACGGAGUACAACCGUAUCUGAAGGGAUAUGAGAACUACUGCCAACUCCUCCAGAGCAAGGCACCUGAUUGCGAGCUGAUUGGCAGCUGGCAGGUGGUGAUCGGAGAUCAGGACCAAUACCUUCACAUCUGGCGCUUCAAGCAGGGCUGGCGGUCGGCUCACAGUUCAAUCAACCUGUGCAACACAGACACUGACCUUGUCACUCUUCAGACGGAUGAGUCCAAGUACCUGAGGGCACGCCAGAACCAGUACAUGCUGCCCUUCAGCUUCUGGGGCAACCCAGAGCCAAAACAUCAUGGGGGCAUGUACGAGAUACGCUCCUACGUCCUCAAGCCAGGAACCAUGAUUGAGUGGGGAAACAAUUGGGCCCGAGGCAUCACAUUCAGAAGAGCCAAUGCUGUGGCCGGCUUCUUUUCCCAGAUUGGCCAGCUCUACAUGGUCCACCAUAUCUGGACAUAUAAGGACCUCCAGGCUCGGAAGGAUAUUCGUGAAGAUAACUGGAGGAAACCUGGUUGGGAUGAAUGUGUCGCUUACACAGUUCCUCUGAUUCGGGAGAUGCGGUCAAGAUGGAUGCGGCCCACUGAUUUUUCGCCACUGAAGUAGAGAGCAAGCAUAGGCUGGAUUGAGGUGCAGAGGAAGACUGCAGGACUAGGAGUGGAAUAGGACUUCACCUGUUAACUGUUAUGACUUUUUAAAAUCGAUUCCUAUUUUUUUUAUAUCCCUAGUUUGUUUUCUGAAGCAUUUCACUGUCGUAAAGCAUAACACGCGAAGGAUCGACGGAGUUAUACACCAUCUUUUUGCUGUUUGAUUAUUUUAACCAUUUUUUUCCUGUUUGAUUAUUUUAGCUAACUUUCUUUCCAAGCUCACUUUAUUCUUGUUUAUGUCUCGAGCUGGGGAAAACGCCUUAUUGGUGUAUUUUGCAGAACUUGUUGCCCAGAGUUUUUUACUCUGUGAAAAGUCUGUUGCUUAGCAGUGCGAUUGUGCAUUUGCGCCACAUGCUAAUGAGAAAAUGCGAAUAUAUUUUUAUGUUAUCGACUUGGCUAGCCUUGUGUAACUGCUGUAUUUGUGCGACGUUAUAUUUUGCUCUGCAGCUAAGGCUGAGCACAGACUGAGGUUUGUUGAAUCAAAGAGCAAGAAAAAAGGAAAAAAGGCUGCUGGGACAGUGUGUUUUUGUAAAUAAUGUGUAGAGAUAUACAGUGUUAGUUUAUAAAUAAACUGCCCUGCAGACGACUGAUGCAUCGUUA